CAUCUUGAAAGAGUACUUUGACUAAUCACCCUCUCAGCGAGAUCACUCUACGUUUCCGACACUGCCUGUAAGUUUUAUCAAGUUGCGCCCCGUCUAGUGUACCCUGCGACUACAUCAAUCUAAUUGUGGGAUCCCUCAUGAUCAUCAACUCGGCUGAAUGGUGAUAUUCACAGCUCUCCUUAUGGGUUCCCAUCUCAUUCACGAGAAAGAUAAAAAGGUGUGCGCGAAACUUUAGUUUUUGACUUCUCGAGCGAAUCCAGAUGGAAUAUUCGGUUGAUGAAAUUGUAGCGGCCCGGAAUUUGAAAUUCUUAGCGUACCUUUACACAUCGACGGCGACAUUCUGGGCCUAUGACUUCGUUUGUUCACUUCACAAAGAGUGGACAUUCCUACUUCGAUCGCGUUGGACAAAGGUAAAAGGCCUUUAUAUCGUGGCACGAUAUGUCCCAUAUGUCCUUAUCAUCGUCGACCUAUGUCUGGCCUUGACCCAAAAUGAGAACGUCAAGAAAUGCCAGACAUUGAACAAUAUUUCCUCAUAUUUCAGAUUGAUAUCACUCACUUUCUCUGAAUGCUUUUUUAUUCUCAGAACAUAUGCACUCUGGAACAACAAUAGAAUCAUACUCGUAGCCAUGCUGUCCGCUCUUUUGGUGAGUCACAUGCGCGCUCCACACCCUAGCUCAUGUUUGACGAGCCAAUCAGGCAACCAUUGCAUCAUCUAUCGCUAUUUUGUUUACCACUAGUACUGGUGGUUUGUACUCUCACUUUCCCCGCCAUCAUACUAUUCGCUAUAUUCACUUCACUUUCGCAGUCACGACUAGUGCCAUCCCAGGAAUCUCAGGCUGCUCCCGGAGCCCACACGUUGUACGAUUCU
Suillus subaureus is the source of this 868-nucleotide messenger RNA. RefSeq lists its product as uncharacterized. The transcript is spliced from 9 exons. Bases 261 to 737 code for a protein of 158 amino acids. The record is from RefSeq and is a predicted model, not a curated record. Lineage: Eukaryota; Fungi; Basidiomycota; Agaricomycetes; Boletales; Suillaceae.